AUGGAAGGUGGAGUACCUGAGGCUGAUAUCUCAGCUUUCAGAGAGUGUUUAUCUCUGUCAUGGAAAAACCCCUAUGUUCUCCGCCUCGCUUUCUCUGCUGGUAUCGGCGGUCUUCUCUUUGGCUAUGACACUGGAGUGAUAUCUGGAGCACUAUUAUAUAUCAGAGAUGAUUUCAAAGAUGUGGAUAGAAAAACUUGGCUUCAGGAAGCAAUAGUGAGUACUGCACUUGCUGGAGCAAUCAUAGGUGCUGCAGUUGGUGGAUGGAUUAACGAUCGAUUCGGAAGAAAAAGAGCUAUCUUAAUUGCAGAUUUUCUCUUUUUUAUUGGAUCUGCAAUAAUGGCUUCUGCAAUGAAUUCAUCUCUUCUUAUUGUUGGUAGAGUUUUUGUCGGUCUUGGUGUUGGAAUGGCUUCAAUGGCCUCACCAUUAUACAUCUCAGAAGCUUCUCCAACUCGAGUUCGAGGCGCCUUAGUUAGUCUGAAUGGAUUUCUCAUCACUGGUGGACAGUUUCUCUCUUACCUCAUCAACUUAGCCUUCACAAAUGCACCAGGAACAUGGAGGUGGAUGUUAGGAGUAGCAGCAGUACCAGCUCUAUUACAAUUCGCGCUGAUGAUAAUGCUCCCUGAAUCGCCGCGUUGGUUGUUUCGAAAAGGAAGAGAAGAAGAAGCUAAAGCAAUUUUAAAGAGAAUUUAUCCGCCCCAAGAAGCCGAAGAUGAAAUUAAUACACUGAAGGAGUCAGUUGAAUUUGAAAUCAAAGAAGCUGAAUCUUCUGAUAAACUCAGCAUAAUCAAAAUGCUGAAAACUAAAACAGUGAGAAGAGGUUUAUAUGCAGGAAUGGGCCUUCAAAUCUUUCAACAGUUUGUAGGAAUCAACACUGUCAUGUACUAUAGUCCAGCAAUCAUUCAGUUAGCUGGUUUUGCAUCCAAUAGAACUGCACUUCUUCUGUCAUUAGUCACAUCUGGUUUGAACGCGUUUGGAUCGAUUUUGAGCAUAUACUUUAUAGACAAGACAGGAAGGAAGAAACUUCUGUUAUUCAGUUUGUCUGGUGUUGUUUUGUCACUUGUUGUUUUGACUGUUGUGUUUCAUCAGAGUUCGACUCACUCGCCAAUGGUUAGCGCGGUCGAAACCUUGCAUUUCAAUAAUACUUGCCCUGAUUACAGUGCUGCUGUGAACCCUGGUGGAUGGGAUUGCAUGAAGUGCCUUAAGGCUUCUCCAGAUUGCGGCUUUUGUGCUUAUGGAGAUAAUAAGCUACUACCUGGAGCAUGUUUAAUAUCCAAUGACACAACAAAGGAUGAGUGUCACAAAGAGCAUAGACUAUGGUACACAAGAGGGUGUCCUAGUAAAUUUGGAUGGCUUGCAAUAAUAGGACUUGCCCUCUAUAUUAUAUUCUUUUCACCAGGAAUGGGAACUGUGCCAUGGGUUGUUAACUCUGAGAUAUACCCUUUGAGGUAUAGAGGAAUAUGUGGAGGAAUGGCAUCUACAUCCAAUUGGGUCUCAAAUCUUAUUGUUGCUCAAUCCUUUCUAUCAUUGACACAAGCUAUUGGAGUUUCAUGGACUUUUAUGAUAUUUAUCUUCAUCACUGUUGCAGCCAUUGUGUUUGUUAUUGUCUUUGUACCAGAAACUAAAGGACUUCCAAUGGAAGAGGUGGAGAAUAUGCUUGAAAGAAGGUCUCUUCAUUUUAAGUUUUGGCAGAGAAGUUCUGAUUCUGGUUAA
This is a messenger RNA of Lathyrus sativus (Indian pea), 1710 nucleotides long. NCBI's taxonomy places the organism in Eukaryota, Viridiplantae, Streptophyta, Magnoliopsida, Fabales, Fabaceae. The record is from the annotation of a GenBank genome assembly.